Sorghum bicolor (sorghum) is the source of this 2348-nucleotide messenger RNA. RefSeq names its product geranylgeranyl transferase type-1 subunit beta. The coding region runs from base 161 to 1936 and encodes 591 amino acids. Gene Ontology annotation, cellular component: CAAX-protein geranylgeranyltransferase complex. Lineage: Eukaryota; Viridiplantae; Streptophyta; Magnoliopsida; Poales; Poaceae. The record is from RefSeq and is a predicted model, not a curated record. The transcript is spliced from 20 exons. Gene Ontology annotation, biological process: protein geranylgeranylation. Gene Ontology annotation, molecular function: CAAX-protein geranylgeranyltransferase activity.
UCGAGUGCGAGUCGGAUCGGGAGAUACUUUCCCCCAAACAGUUCGCGCACAGCCGGGCUCGUCGCCGCGUCCGCGUGGCCGGCCUUCGAUUCGUGGCGGACCCAGGCAGCAGACAGGAUCUCGGGGGCUAGCGCCGGCGCUCGGCUGCCGUCCGCCGGAGAUGGGGAAGCGGGACUUUGAGCGCCUGCGCCACGUGGCGUUCUUCGACGCCAUGGCCACGGAGCUCCCCGACGAAUACGCGUCGCAGGAGGUCAACCACCUCACCCUCGCCUACUUCGCCGUCGGCGGCCUCUCCCUUCUCCGGGAGCUCGACCGGAUUAACAAGGAUGAAAUAGCCAAAUGGAUUUUGUCUUUUCAAGUUCAUCCUGAAGCAAAUGAUGAUAUAGGUGUCGGUUUGUUCUAUGGAUUCUGUGGUUCUAGAUCGACUCAAUUUCCCUUGCCUAAUACGAAGGAUCCUUGCUGCGAUGUUAGUCAUCUUGCAAGCACUUAUUCUGCCCUUGCUAUCCUCAAGAUAAUUGGCUACGAUCUAGCAAAUAUUGACUGCAAGGCACUUCUAUUAUCUUUGAAAAAACUCCAACAACCAGAUGGAAGCUUCAUGCCUACUCAUAUUGGUGCUGAAACAGACCUUCGCUUUGUAUACUGUGCAGCUGCAAUCUGCUCAAUGCUAGAUGACUGGACAGGAAUGGACAAGUUAAAGGCAGAGGAAUACAUUCUUAACUGCCAGUCAUAUGAUGGAGGCUUUGGUAUGGUUCCUGGUUCUGAAUCUCAUGGUGGAGGAACUUUUUGUGCUGUUGCGGCUCUCCAUCUAAUGGGCUUCAUUCAAGUUGAUUUGGCAUCUAACUUAAGAGACUCCUCGUCAAUCAACAUAUGCAUGCUCCUCGAAUGGUGUCUUCAGAGACAAGUCACUAAUGGAGGGUUUCAAGGGAGAAGAAACAAGCCCAAUGAUACCUGCUAUGCUUUUUGGGUUGGAGGUGUCUUGAAGAUCUUGGGUGCUUAUCACUUGAUCGAUCGCUGUGCUCUGCGGGGAUUUUUGCUCACCUGCCAGUCACCUUAUGGAGGCUUCACAAAAUUCCCAGAUGAUCGGAUACCAGACAUCUACCAUUCUUACUAUGGCCUGGCAGCCCUUUCCUUGUUGGAAGAGGAUGGGCUCGAACCCCUCCACGUCGAUCUUGGGAUCCUGUCCGCUGCAUUAAUCAUCAGUAGUACCCAGUUCAGGAGCCUGGUCAGAGCACAUCCAGGCGUCUUCUCCCUCCUCACCGCGGCUCCGGCGAUGGCGGGCGUGGGCUCGGCGUUGCGGCGGCUCUACCUCUCCGUCUACAACUGGGUCGUCUUCUUCGGAUGGGCGCAGGUGCUGUACUACGCGGUCCUGACGCUGCGGGAGAGCGGGCACAAGGCCGUCUACGCCGCCGUCGAGAAGCCGCUGCAGUUCGCGCAGACAGCCGCCAUCAUGGAGAUUCUUCAUGGGCUCGUAGGGUUGGUGAGGUCUCCGGUCUCUGCAACUCUUCCACAGAUUGGAUCCAGGCUGUUCCUUACGUGGGGUGUCUUGUGGAGUUUUCCUGAGACCCAGUCACAUCUUCUUGUUACUACCCUGGUCAUAAGCUGGUCUAUCACUGAGAUCAUCAGAUACUCUUUCUUUGGAAUGAAGGAGGCAUUUGGCUUUGCACCUUCCUGGUUAUUAUGGCUUAGGUACAGCACCUUUAUGUUGUUGUAUCCUACUGGUAUCUCUAGUGAAGUUGGUCUGAUCUACAUUGCCUUGCCUUACAUGAAGGCAUCGGAGAAAUACUGUCUUAGGAUGCCCAACAAAUGGAACUUUUCAUACGAUUACUUCUAUUCGUCUAUUCUUGCCCUCCUGAUUUAUGUUCCAGGAAGCCCGCACAUGUACCGUUACAUGCUCUCACAGAGGAAGAAGGCACUAUCAAAGGCCAAAGCGGCUUAAUGCUGCUCAAGGGCUCUGUAGAUGGUUUGUGUGAUGUCGAAAUGUGCCUCACGGCUCAAGUUUUCGACAUUUCCGGUAGAAUCUAGUGAUUGGGGAUAUUAUUAGAAUGGAGCUCUUCAUAUGAACUGCCCCAAUCAUUUCAGCUAUCAGCCGUUGCAUGGUUAAAUUGUAAUUUGUUCCGAAUCGCCCUCAAUUGGGCGAGUUUCCAUGUUGAUUAUAUGGCAAUGUGUUUCACAUCCUUCUCUCAUCUGGUACUGUGUUCUCUUAUUUGUAGCAAAUAAUGUAUGAUUGUUGUGCUGGAAUCAUUUCAGCUAUCGGCUGUUGCAUGGUUAAAUUGUAAUUUGCUCCGACCGACCCCCAAUUGGGUGAAUUUCCAUGUUGAUUAUAUGGCAAUAUGUUUCGCAUCCUUCUC